UUGUGUGUGGGAGCAACAAAUAAUUCACUAGUUGAUCAACUGUCGGGUCGAAAGGUUGUGUUUCCCGGUGGUUUGGUCAUGCGACAAUUUCAACUGACUGGAUUACUUCUUGUUGAAAGUGGUUCUUCUGUGAACGCCAUAGUUCUUGAUGACAAAGUGCUUCAUUAUUGUGCUCUGUUUGAGUGGUGCAAUUGGCUCACACCACAGAAAUUCUCUCCGCGAUUCGACACUAUGUUCUAUUUUGUGCGUCUGGACUCAGUCACACCUACUUCAAGCACUUGUCAUCAGACGUGGCGGAGUCGCGAAGCAGAAACGAUGUAUUUAGGCAAACCACCUGCGUUCCUGCACGAUUCCACACGUGCACUAGUUCCACCACAAAUGUAUGAACUCGGUCGGUUGUGCCAAUUCAUCCACUUAGACAAACUGACUGAAUUCGCUCGGCACCGAGCAAUAGAUUGUACAAUCGCUGGACAACGAUGCACAGUGUAUUUCGUCCCCGGUGAUCAACGAUAUGAUCAGAUCAAAAAAGUAACGCAUCCUAAAUUGAAACCUGGUGACCUGGCGUUGGAUGAGUUGCGCAACCGACUGGUGAUUUCUGCAGACGCUCCCACUGUGCACACUCACAUGCAUACAAAAUCCCCACUGAUUUCACUUUUUGUCCCACAAUCCGGUACCACGACUCUAUCGAGAAAUUGUGCUCCGCUAUUCUGA
Echinostoma caproni is the source of this 711-nucleotide messenger RNA. Lineage: Eukaryota; Metazoa; Platyhelminthes; Trematoda; Plagiorchiida; Echinostomatidae. The record is from the annotation of a GenBank genome assembly.